UCGGAGCCCCCCGUCCCUGGGGCUCCGGCUGGGAGCAGGAACCCGCGGGAAGGGCCGCGGGCAGCGGCGGAGCCCCGGCGGGAGCGGCCGGGACGAGAGCGGGGGGCGCCGGCAGCCGCGGGGUCCCUGCGCGCAGGAUGGGGGCUGAGCCCGCACGGCCCCGACAGGCUCCCUCCUCUCUGCGUGCCCGAGUGCAGCAUCCAGUGCAUGAGGACAAACACACCGGAAUUAAGCCGUGCUGCAAAGCCAGAUCAGGUUUCAGAGGAUGCACUUGUGCAGAUGAAGAGUGAAGCGGCCAGCCCAGGUAGGCUUGUAAACAAACUCCAUGGAUGCUUCUCAGGUUGUGCUGCCAAGGACCUGUGGUUGCUCUGACUCUGCUCUCAGGACACACGAACUCAAACGUGCACUAACACAAGGUGUCUGCUUAAAUCGAAACAAUUCGCUGUUAACACAGAGCCGAGGAGUCAGUUCCUUUUUGCAGCUGCCUUGGCUCCUCAACUCUUCUUUGCUCUCACUGGGAUCACGGACACCAGCCUGCUUCUUUAAGGAAAGAGAGAAGAAAUCAGAUAAAACUGUCCACGCUGUCUUGCUGACAACAGAGAGCCACACUAUGUUCACUUUCCUUAGGAAUUAAUAUUUAGAAAAGAGUUAUCAUAAAGAAACUCGUGAAGUCUAAAGGGAAAACCAGCUGUUCUGAGGUCUCUGUCAUUGUAGUACGUAGAGAUGAACAAAAAAGUCCAAUUCACUAAUGAAGCCCUUGUGCUUUGGAUUGCCUCGGAGUUCCAGGAUUUUUCCACCAAAAAAGGAGAGAUGAAGCACUGUGCCCUGUGACAUUUAUUUUUGCUGUUUUCACCGCUGGAGGAUGGCUGCCAGACCCUGUGAAAAUGGUUCUGGUCAGCACCACUGCACCCACACCAGCCAACGCCUUGAAAUCAGCUACAUGCUGGUCCUGAUUAUGCUUGGAAAAGUCUUCCUCGAUUUCUUCAUGUUGCAAAUUAAGCCAAGACCUGUGAAAGUCAGUUUUAUGGGAUACUUCUGCAUUUCAGUGGCACUUCUCGAUUUCACACUGCUGCUCAGCAUGUGUUUCAUUUUCUGUUUUGAGGACUUUGCGCUCUGGGGCGUGCGAUUCACGGAGUUCCACAUCUGCCUCUUCACUCAGAUCACCUCUCUGACCUACGGCAUCUUGCCUUACCCGGUGUACCUGGUGGCUGCUCUGGAUUAUUACACCACUGUGUCCCAAACAUCCCAGGUCCCCACGAGAGGUCGGAAGUUACUUUAUGGAUUUGCCGUGGUGGUUAUAUGGAUUUCUGGGUUUUUUUGCACUCUCCAAGUUCCUGCUGUCUCCGAAGAGCUGCAAAUGCAGAAGAGUGCUUCCCCUUCCCAGUGCCCUCUCUCUGGCAGCUGGCAGAGCUCCUCGGUGUCGUGGGCCAUGGUGCUGGUGCUGGGCACGGCUCUCCUGGCUGGCUGGAAGGAGGUGACAACCAUGCUGCUGUCUGCCAGGCUCCUCUCCUUUUCCAGCCAGCCCGCGCUGCUGUUCCCCUACGUGCCUAACAACAACAACACUUGCUUUAGGUGGCAGCUCCUGAGCAGGCUCCUCCUGUGUUUCCUUGGCACUUGGGCACCGUUUGUUGCUCUCCAGGUGGUGGUUGUGCUCCUGGGUGUGCAGAUCCCAGCCUAUGUGGAGAUGAACGUGCCCUGGCUGUGCUUCAUCAACAGCUUCCUCCUGGCAGCAGCCUACUGGUGCCGCUGCCAGGACGUGGAGCUGACAGAGGAGGGGUGGUGCACAGACCCCUUUGUCAGCUGGAAAUUCUGCUUUAUGCCCUUCAACAAUGAAAGCACAAAGCCAGCUGAUAAGCCAGGCACAGUAAUUGUCAUCUGUUAAUGAGCUGCCGACUGAAAGGGCUGCAGAGAGGCAGAACUCUGAUGUUGGGUGGCACAAGGAAACAUCUCCAGAGCUUCACUCCGUAGAAACAAGUCCAGUGUCCAGCAAGACUUCAGUGAAUACUGCACUGCAAGCACUGCCAGGCCAGGGAAUUCAACUUCAAACUACAUGUUUAAAAAGCACUGCUUUUACAGGACAAGUUUUCAGUCAUUUUUCUGACUAGAAUUCUACACUUCCUUUAAAUGGAAUUAUCUCAGGUUUUACAGUACAAAAUGCAAUAAAGUCUUCAAGGCUGGAGUUACAUACAGAUGCUGUCCUAAGGUUCAAAUGACUUUUUGAAGUGUAUUUUGUUGCUCAAAUGUGGAUUUUUGUCAGCUUGAUGGAAGGUAAGGGUUGCUGUCUGUUUAACAUGAAAUAACUUGUUUUAGUUAAAGUUACAACUCCUACAGAAAUAGAAAUUUUAUAUAGUACAAAACCAGUGCAAAAUGUGCAACUUCCACAACCACGGGAGAGGUGCUGUUUCAUUGUUUCUCUGCUGCUGUUCCUCUAAGGUACGUGAACAUAAUAAUUAAAUAAUUAAAGCAAUAAGAAUAAGCAUCAAGGUUAGCUGCUAUACAUAAAUGCAUGCCCAAUGUUAAAGAAUGGUUCAAAUUAAAAUAUAGAUAAUUUUGAAGCCAAAAUUACUUUAAAAGGGUUAAGUAUGAAGUAGGACUACUUCAGCAUGGAAAGAAUUAGUCAGGCUUCCAGCAAAAAUACUGACAGUUUUCAAAUUCUCAGGGUUUUACAAUGGACUUGAUUUGAUUUUGUAUAAGAGAAAUAAAUGAUACACAACCAAAGCAGACAAAUGAAAUUAGCAUUUAUUUCUGAAGCACUAAACUCACAAUACAAUGUUGUAUUGAAAGAGAAACUAAGUAAAUGAUGCUGUAGGUUGGUUAACUGUCCCCCAGACCCACAGGGAACAAUGAUUUCACACAAGAAUACUCAUUAAGAAAACUCUGCAGAUAACAAAAGGUGCAAUUACAAGCAAGUUUAAGCAGCAUAGUAUAAGGUGCUUUGUUUCAGCAUUUGUAGGAUGGAUUUAUCCAUUAAGAGACAGAUUGAAGAAAUGUCACUUUUACAGAUCAUAACAAAUGAGAGAAUCUAAAAUUCAUUCACAUGCUAGUUGGUAAUAGGAAAGUGCUUCUUAAAAAAUGAUUCACAAAGUGAAGAUCAUACUUUUACAUAGCUCAUUGUGUACUCUUUGUGUGAAACUGUAAAAUUUCAAUUUUGGGUAAUAAUUCAUUUUAUUAUAUAUCAAUUAUAGAGAUAGAUUUAAUUGUAGAAUUUAAAACGACAUGGGUUAAAUUUUCUUAUAAAAGAAUAUUCCAGUAUUUCACUCCAUAAUAAUACACAAUCACAUCUCAAUCAUAAAUUAAUCUUUGAUUUCUGAAACAUACCAAAAUGUGAUUAUUUUGAUUACUUCACCCUACAUAGUGCUUCUUUCACCCCCAAUCUGUGGUAAAUUUCUUUGAGGUUUCUGUGAUGUAAUCAAAAGGGGACAAACAUUUUUCAGCAGUAGAAAAUGGUUUGGGGGGAAAACCUAGUUAAAAGGCCAUCAAAAGGACAAUAAAUGAUCAAAAACUGAAUUUUAAAACUAGUGCAAUAAGAGGAGGCAAUGCUUAGCAAUAUAGUUUGAAGUGUUUGGCACCAAAAAUUAUUUCAUUUUUUUGUGCUGGAAAAUGUACUUCGAGGAAAUUCUAUUUCCAUGUUAAAAGUAGGAAAACACGUGCAAUGUUAACUGGAAAAACAACCCUAAGGAAUUGCUCCCUGCUUCCUCAAACUGUAAUUGCUGUCAGUUAAUGCUGGAGAUGCUACAGGAUAAACCAUGGCUAAACACAGGGGUUGGACACAGCAUUUCUUCAGGUUUUAUAGAAACUGGACACCCACUGAAAUGGGGCUGACAAAAUAUUUACAAAACUUAAUUCCAUUUAAAAAUCAGCAAAUACAUCAACUAUAGGAAUGCACCAGGCAUUUCAGAAUCAUGAAAUAACUAAUUCCUACAGACUCAGCAGGCAGGGGGAAAUUCCUCUUUCAAAGUUCAUUCAACACCAAAUGAAGGAAAAGCUAUUUUCAAGUUCAUUUUAGGUGUGUUUUGCAUAAUAAGUCUCACCCUUCUGAAUCACUAACAUGCACAGAACUGGAACUGCAAGCAGUUGGGUGAGGCUGCUGACAUGUUUUAUUUAUCAGUGUGGUUCAGCUUCUCAAGUCCUAAUUAAAGUUUACCCAACCCCAUCUGCCCUAACGUUCCCUGUAACUGCUGCAGUGCUCCUAAAGCCACUUCAAGUUUUUAACAUUUUUUACAGGGAACACACAACUUGCAGCCAAAGCAAAUAUUAAUGGGUUGAUGUUACAUCUCUGUAUUACUUGUCAAAUUUAUUCUUUCUUACUUUUUGUGGAAAAAAGUAAAAGUUGAUGCCAAAGAGCAUCAACUUUUAGGCUGCCACCUUCAUUGAGAAGGCAACAGUGGCACUGCAGGUCUCCACCAAAAUCCAACUGUGGUGCCUGAGCCUGCCAAGGGAGUUUUAAAACAUAUUGCUGGUAACUCUCUUUGCAAGCCCACUUUUAUCCUUGGCAUGCAUGGAGGGAGACACCAGCUGUGCAGUGAUCUCCAGCCUACUGCCUUCCUAACAAUUGUCUUUUCCUCUCCAUUUUUUUUUUUAACCUGGUGCUUCUGGGGACAGAACACUGGUGCCUGAACCAUCCCUCUCUAGUGACAGUUUCACUGCCAGAGAGGACAGAAGCCGUGCCAGGAAGGUGAAAAUAUCUGAAAUAAAAGAACUACAGAUAACCACUGCUACAUCUCCUCUGUACAUCACUUCUUGUGCUGUGCCAGCAACUAAUGGCCCUUCCCCAUUCAAAUACCUUACAGUAUUGAUAUUAAUGCUAACAGCAGCUAAAGUGUUAAAC
Passer domesticus (house sparrow) is the source of this 4828-nucleotide messenger RNA. RefSeq names its product G protein-coupled receptor 160 (gene GPR160). The coding region runs from base 863 to 1882 and encodes 339 amino acids. The record is from RefSeq and is a predicted model, not a curated record. Gene Ontology annotation, cellular component: signaling receptor complex; plasma membrane. Lineage: Eukaryota; Metazoa; Chordata; Aves; Passeriformes; Passeridae. The transcript has 3 exons.